Messenger RNA from Colletotrichum karsti, 2766 nucleotides. RefSeq names its product putative endochitinase. Gene Ontology annotation, biological process: carbohydrate metabolic process. Gene Ontology annotation, cellular component: extracellular region. The transcript is spliced from 2 exons. The record is from RefSeq and is a predicted model, not a curated record. Bases 1 to 2766 code for a protein of 921 amino acids. Gene Ontology annotation, molecular function: chitinase activity. Lineage: Eukaryota; Fungi; Ascomycota; Sordariomycetes; Glomerellales; Glomerellaceae.
AUGUACUUCAAGACUUCGUUCAUGGCUGCGGCCGCUGCCGUCGGCUCAGCUCUGGCCCACGACGUCAAAACCUCGACCAGUGUCACGGCUUCCACUUACCUGGGAGGACUCAACCUCUACUGGGGCCAAUAUGGGCUUCCCGACGACAGGCUUUCCGCCUACUGCGAUGCGCCCGGAGUGACUUCCGUUUCCCUUUCCUUCGUCACCUACAGCCCCAAGUUCGGUGGUGGUGUUCCCGGCACCAACUUCGCUGGUCACUGUGGAGGCGAGGUGUUCUUCAAGAACCCCCUGACCGGCCUGUCCACCAAGCUUAUCAUGAACUGCGACUUCAUCAAGCAGGACAUCAAGUACUGCCAGAACAAGGGAAUUAAGGUCCUGCUCAGCGUCGGAGGCCAAUGCGAUACCUCCUUGACCGGAGGCAAUGGCUGCCCUUACGACGUCGAUAACGACCAACAAGGCGAGGAAUUUGGCGAGCUUCUGCACAAGAUGUUUGGUCCCUACGAUGCGAGCUGGACUGGAGCUCGUCCCUUCGAUAUCAGCGCUACUGAGCACAAUGCUGUGGACGGUUUCGACAUUGACUUGGAAUUCAAGUACACCAACUUCAGCCCCUACAUCAAGAUGGUCGAGAAGCUCCGAAGCAGCGCCAACUACUACAUCUCUGCCGCUCCCCAGUGCCCAACCGCAGAUCAGUGGUUCCAGAUGAAGGCCCUCAUUUACGCCGUCAAGUUCGACGCGCUCUUCAUCCAGUUCUUCAACAACCCUGGCUGCCAGAUCUCGGAUACUCCCAACUACGAUGACUGGGAGGUUGUCCUCUCCCAGACCUCUCUCAGCAAGGAUGCCAAGCUGUACAUCGGUGUCCUGGCAAGCCCUGCUGCUGGCUGGGCUGGUUACGUUUCCCCGUCGACCGUCAAGGACUUGAUCUGCAAGGUCAAGAGCAAGGCGCACUUUGGUGGUGUUUCUGUCUGGGAUGCUACCCGCGGUGGCUUGAACCUCAUCGGCGGUCAGGCUUUCCACGUGGCUAUUGCUGAUGCUCUGAAGUACGGAUGCGAUGCCAUUCCUUCCAUCAACGCCUCGAUCUCAGGUUCUGUGUCAGCUUCUGCUUCAGCUGCGGUAACUGUCUCUGCUUCCGCGGCGGCCAGCGUCAGCGCCAGCGCGUCAGUUGCUGGGUCUGUUUCUGGGUCUGUUUCUGGGCCAGUUUCUGGAUCAGCCUCUGUCGCCGCCUCAGCCUCCCUUUCAGGAUCUGGUAGCGCAUCAUUGUCUGGUAACGCUCCCAGUGCUUCUGCCACCAUCAUCAUCUCCUCUGCCUCUGCCUCUGCUUCAGGCUUUAUUUCGGCUUCUGUAAGCGUCCCUGGCAGGUUCUCCAACGCCACUGUUGUCAACUCUGCCUCGGCAUCUGCUACAGACGUCUGUGAGGAGGAUGACGAUGGUUUCCCCUCCGCGACGCCGACCAAGAUUGCCACUGCCUCUGCAGCCUCCGGUAGCGUCACCGGCGCUGCGACAGGCUCCUCUCCCAAUGGUAGCAACGGCGCUGCUUCUGUCAGCGGAACUGGCACUCUGACUGUCACUCCGUUCCUCACUGGCUCAGUCAGUGCCAGUGUUACUGGCUCGGGCUCUGGAGCUUCCGCAUCUGGAAGUGUUGUCGCUUCUGCUCCGUCCGGAUCUGAUGCUGCGAAAGGUACUGACGCGCCUGUGCCCAGCCCAGGUGGCUCCGACAGCAACUUCGCUUCUGGAACUGCUAAGCCGGUUGCCACCGGUCCGCUCAGCGUCACUGGGUUCAUUUCUGGCCAGGCUACUGGCAGCGCAUCUGUCUCGGGCCAGGCUAGUGCUACUGGAUCUGGAUCUGGAUCUGGCGGCUCUGCGUCUGGAAGUGCUGCGGCUGGUACUGACUUGCCUCUGCCUACCCCCGUCGGUCCUGACAGCGGCAACCCAGGCUCCGGAGCUGCUAAGCCCGUCGUCACCGGCUCGGUUUCCCCUGGUCCCGCAACGGAUGCCGCCCAGAAUACUGCUGCUGCUUCCCAGGCAAUGACUGUUAGCACCGUCUUUACCACCUCGGUCUACACUGUCACCUCUUGCGCCCCUACUGUCACCAACUGCCCCGUCGGCCAAGUCACCACGAAGGUUGUUCCGUGGUACACAACUGUUUGCCCUGUUGCUGAAGCGACGCCUGGCCCUAGCGAGCCAUCCAAGAAGGUUUCCACGCCGGGAGAUGUCUCUCAGCCCCCCAAGGUCACUGGCGGGAACAGCCCCGAGAGCAACCCCGGCCAGGGCGGCAACAAGGUCGUCGGUCAGCCGUCCGGCAGUCCCAUGGCUAACGGUGAUGUUCCCAAGCCCACCGGUCCCACUGGCGGCCAGGUCGUUGCUCAGCCAUCUGGUAGUGCUCCCAAGGUCAACGGUGAUGUUCCUCAGGCUACCGGUCCCAACGGUGGCCAGGGCGGCAGCCAGCCUUCGGGAGGUGCGGCUUCCCCCAUGCCGACGACAACUCCUGUCGGCACUAGUGGCAAGUGCACCGGCGCUAACUGCUCAAACAACGGCGGCAACAAUGGAAUGGACUUGACGACGACGUUGAGAACGACUCUGACGAUCCCCGUCACCGCCGUGGCCAAGUCCAACUCCACUAUUGCGGCCACCCUUCCGGGCACCGGUUCCCCGAGCAAACCCACAUCGGGUACUCCGGUGCCGAGCCAGCCCGUCCAGGCCGGUGCGGGCAAGGUCGGUGCCGUUGGUUUGGCGGGCUUUGCCGCAGUUGCUGCUGCUUUUCUUUUGUAA